AUCAAACAUACCUCGGGUGUCAGCUGCCUAGGUAAGCAAUAUUUAUACUAUUAGACCGUUCAAUAAUUACAAAUAAGAAUUAGCAUCGUUCCGAUUCAAUUUAUUCUUUUUUACAUCCUCAUCAUCAUCAUCGUCAUCAGUCUAUAGCAGUCCACUGCUGGACAUAGGCCUCUCCAAUUGCUCGCCACUGAGCACGAUCCUUGGUUUCUCUCAUCCAGCUCCUACCGACCACUCUGCACAGAUCGUCUCUCCACCGAGCCUGAGGGCAUCCUGCGUUAUGUUUGCCAAUUCGCGGUCUCCACUCAAGAACGUGUUUACCCCAACGGUUAACGGUUGUCCGGUAAAUGGCUAAUAUGGCCAGCCCAUUGCCAUUUCAGCUUACUAAACCUCUGUGCUAUGAUGAUAUCUGAUCACCUCGCUCCGGAUUCGAUCCAUCAGAAAACCCUCUCCAUAGCUCUUUAAACUUGUAGACCAACAUACAUAUUACAUAUUUCCGUAUAUUGCAUUGUAGGGAAUCAAGAUGAAGUUUUUGGUGUUUUUCUCGACCUGCGUGCUGGGGGCCAGCGCCGGUCUUAUUGACUUGGACAUUAACAUUCUAUCCGCUCCGACCAGAGCGGAAACGAGGCUCGUCGAUGCUAUCACCACUGCCGAUUACAACACGGCUGUUUCUCUGAUUCUGCUGCUCGAGAAACAAUCGAGUGGAAGCAUCAUCGAGGAUACCGUCAACAAUCUCAUCAGAGACGGCAAUAGGAAUGUUUUAGAGUUCGCCUACAAACUGUGGAUCGGGGAGGGUAAGGAAAUCGUCAAACACUACUUCCCUGUUCAGUUUAGACAGGUGUUAUCCGAGAGCAACGUCAAGAUCAUCAACAAGAGAGACAAUCUUGCCAUCAAACUCGGUGCUGCGACAGACUCAGAUAACGACAGAAUCGCAUACGGCGAUGCUAACGACAAGAGCAGCGAGAACGUCAGCUGGAAGUUGAUUCCUCUCUGGGAGAACAACAGGGUUUACUUCAAGAUCUACAGUGUUCGUAGGCACCAAUACUUGAAACUAGGAACGGCUACGGAUGGUGAAAACGACCAUAGCGUUUAUGGAGAUGAUCGCGCUGACACGCACAGACACCAGUGGUACCUGAAGCCCGCUAAGCUCGACAGCCAGGUCCUGUUCUACAUCUACAACCGCCAGUACAAUCAGGCCUUGAAACUUAGCAGAAGUGUCGACAGCGACGGAGACAGACGCGCGUACUCAAGCUCCAGCAGCGUCGAAGGUCAACCCGAGCUCUUCGGCUGGUCUAUCUCUAUCGUCAACUAAACUAACAAAAAUUUUGAAAUUACUCAUCACAACUACCGAACAACAUUUUUUUCAAUUUAAAUAUUCUUUAUAAAUUAUAUAAUGUAAUAUUUAAAUAAACAAUAGAACAUUAAAA
Messenger RNA from Bombyx mori (domestic silkworm), 1424 nucleotides. RefSeq names its product hemolymph protein (gene Slp). Gene Ontology annotation, cellular component: extracellular region. The coding region runs from base 521 to 1309 and encodes 262 amino acids. The record is from RefSeq and is a predicted model, not a curated record. The transcript has 2 exons. Lineage: Eukaryota; Metazoa; Arthropoda; Insecta; Lepidoptera; Bombycidae.